Messenger RNA from Danaus chrysippus (African queen), 1518 nucleotides. NCBI's taxonomy places the organism in Eukaryota, Metazoa, Arthropoda, Insecta, Lepidoptera, Nymphalidae. The record is from the annotation of a GenBank genome assembly.
AUGUCUAGAGUAAGAAUGCUAGGGAUAUUAACAAUUUUCCUGUGUGCCUUAGUGUUACAAGUCUCAUGUCUCGAAUGUUAUGUGUGCGAAAAUCAGGAAGAUAAUUCAGAGAAAUGUGUUAAAAGUAUUAAAACCUGUGAUUUCAAUCAAGAUGUAUGUUUGACCGAAAUUAAAUGGGGAAGUACGCCGUAUUGGUCACAAGGUACUAAAAAGCAGUAUUAUAUAUCGAAAAGAUGUUCCAACAAGACAGAAUGUGCAACAAACCGACAGCGCUAUAUGCCUCUGUGUACUUAUAUAUGGUAUCAAGACUGGGUAUGUGGAGACUGCUGCCAAGGUGACCGUUGUAACUACUACAUCAUUAUCUGCCAUAGUUUUUACAAUCCUAUCGAUAGCGGCGCUGUACAAAUUACACAGAGCAAUUUAGAUAUGGUACUUGCUUCCAAUGAGAUUGUUUUUAUAAAUUUUUAUGCUGAAUGGUGUAAGUUCAGUAAUAUAUUGAUGCCCAUUUUUGAUGAUGCGGCUGUUGAAGUAGCUAAAGCAGGAUAUGACCCUGGAAAGGUUGUUAUGGGUAAAGUAGAUUGUGACCAAGAAGGUGCUAUUGCUACAAGGUUUCAUAUUACCAAAUAUCCCACUUUGAAACUGUUCCGGAAUGGGUUUCCAGCUAAGAAAGAAUAUAGAGGUCAAAGAUCAGUUGAGGCCUUCGCUGAGUUUAUUAAGAAGCAGUUGACGGACCCAAUUGUUCAGUUUGGUUCCUUGAAAGAGUUGCAUGAUUUGAGUGAAGAUAAAAGGCAUAUAAUUGGUUAUAUGGAUAGACGGGAUCAGCCAGAGUAUGAAGUGUUAAGAAAAGUAGCAGCCAGUUUGAAGGACGAGUGUUUAUUCCACGCAGGAUUUGGAGACGCCUCCCAACAGAUGCAUCCUCCGGGUCAGCCGAUCAUUGUAUUCAGGACUGAUAAGAGAACCUCCAUUGAACCCGAUGAAACCUAUCACGGUUCUAUGCUCAACUUUGAUGAGCUAUACACUUGGGUACAACAGAAGUGUAUACCGAUUGUACGUGAAAUAACAUUUGAAAAUGCUGAAGAACUAACAGAAGAAGGACUGCCGUUCCUCAUCUUGUUCCAUCACCCAUCCGACACUGAGAGUGUUAAGAAAUACAAAGAAAUUAUUAUGAAUGAAUUGGAAUCGGAAAAACAAAACAUUAACUUUUUGACUGCUGAUGGUGUUCGUUUUGAACAUCCUCUUCAUCACCUCGGGAAGUCUGUGAGCGAUCUGCCUUUGAUUGCUAUAGAUUCAUUCAGGCACAUGUAUCUGUUUCCCAAAUACAGUGAUAUGGAAAAGCCGGGAAAACUCAAACAGUUCUUACAAGAUUUGUAUUCAGGAAAAUUACACAGGGAAUUCCACUAUGGUACCGAAGCUCCUGCGAGUGACAAUGAUAUCAAAGUAACCACACCUCCCGAGUCUACAUUUAAGAAACUAGCGCCAUCUAAGAACAGAUACACUCUACUAAGAGAUGAGUUAUAA